Molecule: messenger RNA, 6745 nt
Organism: Lates calcarifer (barramundi perch)
Lineage: Eukaryota; Metazoa; Chordata; Actinopteri; Centropomidae
Gene: ylpm1
Product: YLP motif containing 1
Exons: 22
Coding region: 298-6147 (1949 amino acids)
Biological process (GO): regulation of telomere maintenance
Cellular component (GO): nucleus
Source: RefSeq, a predicted model, not a curated record
UCAUCAGUGACGUGCAUUAGCCGUUCCUCGACACUGCUGUGUGUGAACGUUUUUGUAACAUAGGCCUGUUUUCAUAAGGCUAAAAGUGCACAUUUAUAUCUUUAACGAAGAACUGUUUUUAACCAUAUAAGUGGUAUUUAGAAUUUCUAUCUAAUGCUGCCUGGUCCAGCCUGGAAAUGAAAAUGUAGCUAUCGAUUUUACAAAAGGUAGGUCAACGUUAGCUGUUAGCUUUAUUAGCCACUCAGGCCCGGCUGUAUAUGAGCACAAAGGCCGUGCACACCGCCUCGCUUCCUAACAAUGUACCCCUCCUGGGGAAAUUAUGGUGGACCUCAGUCGCAAAACUAUGGAGGGCCUGGGCCUCGUAAGCAACCGGGUCCCGGCCACGUCGGACCGGCCACGGGGUUCGGCAGCUUCGAGGCCCCGUCCAGCGGCUCGCUGUUCUCCAGCCUGCAGGAGCAGCACCUCCAGCAGAUGCAGCAGCUACAAAUGCUGCACCAGAAACAGCUCCAGUCUGUGCUACAGCACGGCAACAGUGCUGGAUCGUAUGGUGGUGGGUAUUCAGGGUCACCGUGGCAUUCAGAGGGCCCAGGACAUUCAGACAACAAUGCUGGUGCUCAGUCCUACUAUAAACAAGACGAUACUCCGGCUCAGCCGACGAGAGGCCCCGCUGCUCCCAAGCAGGGUCACCAGCAGCCGCCUCCGCCUCCACCACAACCGCAUCCCACCGAGCCUCAACCGGGUCCUCCUCCAGAGCCUCCUUCAUCAAAACCACCGGAGAACAGCGGCGCCCCCAAGACUAAAGAGGCCAACCAGAAGGAUUCAUCCGCAACAGAAGACGACAAAUCCUUACCUUUGCAGGAACAACAGCAGCUUUGGUACAAACAGCAUCUUCAGAACCUACAGAAGUUGAAGCAAGAGAAGGCCAAACAGAAUCACAAAGAGAGUGAUGGUUCUGUGUCACAACCCCUGAGCCAAGCAGUUCCUCUUCCUCCAUCAGAACCACCAAAAGGCACACCCCCUCCACCUCCACCAAAAGACGAACCCCCAGUACCACCUCCACCACCUGUGGAUGCAAAGAGUGAAAAUGUGGGAAAACCACCUACAUUGACUGAUACACCUGAAGCCCCACAAGACCCAGCAGAGGCUGCCCGCCUCCAGCAAUUACAGGCUGCAGCAGCGCAGUGGCAGCAGGUGCAACAGCAGAGAGCAGGUAUACAAUACCAGGCUCUCAUGCAACAUCACGAAAAGCUUCAGCAAGUCCUGGAAAAAUAUCAACAGUUGAUUCAGCAACCUACAGACCUUCAGUCAAUGUCUGCUGAGAUGCAGCUGAGGCACUAUGAAAUGCAACAGCAGCAGUUCACUCCUUUAUUUCAAGACUGGGAUCGCUCAUUUUCCCUGUGGUAUGAGCAGUUCCAGACCUAUCCCCACAAAGACCAACUGCAGGACUAUGAACACCAGUGGAAGCAGUGGCAGGAGCAGAUGAAUGCCACCAAUGCCCACCUUCAAGAAAGGGUGGCCACUCUGACUGCCAUGGUGCCAUUUGCUGCAGGCCAGUAUAAUAGUGGAAUGAUAGGACAAUAUGGCCAGUUCCCUGGACAAGAUAUGCAAAUGCAGCAGCAGUCGCUGAGCCUGGGUAUACAGCAUUCUCCAGUCGCUGCUGGUCCCAGAUCUCAAGGUCCACGGCCCACUGGGUUUGGGCCACAACAGGAGACACCUGCUGGACCCGCUGUGAGAGGAGGUGGCCCUGCCGGCAUGGGAGUCAGACCCCCAGGUCCUCCAACUAUUCAACCACCGAGCUUCAACAGUGUUAGAGGUCCACGACCAAACAACCCUAGGUUUGACCAGCCACAGCAGCGCUUUGAUGGUCCCCCAAGGUUUGACCAACCACAGCAGCGCUUUGAUGGUCCUCCCAGAUUUGACCAACCACGACAGCGUUUUGAUGGUCCUCCCAGACUUGACCAAUCACGGCAGCGCUUUGACGGUCCACCUAGAUUUGACCAACCUCGAUUUGGGCAGCAGCCGCAGAGAUUUGAACAACCCCCAAGGCACCCUGGCCCUCCACCUCGCUUUGAACGUCCACCUGUGCCCCAGCAAAAACAACAGCAAGGUCCCCAACCUAAACUAGAUGCAGCCAUUAAACAACCUUCCAGUACAGAAUCCAAGACUCCAGGAAAAUCAGACACGCAGCCACAGUCUGAAAAAGUAGAAAGUGAAUCAGAACCAGAUAACAAAGACAAUGGUGAGGACUUGACAGAUGACAACUUGCUUGGAAAUGAGGGUUUUUUUGUCCAAAGUGACCCAAUUCCUCAGACAUUAAACACAACGUCAGAGGAAUCAGAUGCAAAUAAUGCUGCUGACAAGAGUGAAGGUCCCAAACCUGUCAACAGCAAGCCUCCAGUAACUGCUUCUUCUACUGUGGCAUCAAAAAAUACUGCUGUUCAGAAUCCCCUCAAACCAGAUGGAUCAUUGACAAACAACAAGCCUCCAAUGGUUCAAAAGCCUCCAGGAAUCCAACAGGAGCCACAGGCUUCUGGCCAGAUGCAGUCAAGACCAGAGCCUCCAAGGCCUCAGCCUGGUAGAGGACGAGGCCAGCCCCCAAUGCCUGUCCAUGGGCGAGGUCGUGGGCAGAGGGGCCGUGGAGAGUUCAGGGGACCAAACACUGUCCCGCUUGGGGAGGAGGUGGGAGAUAUGUCCUAUGACUACAUGUCACCUCAAGAGAACAUGGGGAUGCCAGAGGAGCAGCAAGAAUAUCACUGGGAGAAUCCUUCAUAUGAGGAGUUUGGUGGCGAGGAAUCUGAGGUGCCCCCUGAAGAAAUGUGGAUGCCAGAGGAACAUCACUUUGCAACAGAAGAAGAAUAUUAUGAACAGCCCAUGGGAGGACCCCACAUGGGGAGAGGAGGUCCCCCAAUGAUGAGAGGGGGUCCCCCAAUGAUGAGAGGAGGGCCUCCAAUGAUGAGAGGAGGUCCACCCAUGGGUAGAGGAGGUCCACCCAUGGGCAGAGGAGGUCCACCUAUGGGUAGAGGGGGACCACCCAUGGGUAGAGGAGGUCCACCUAUGGGUAGAGGGGGACCACCCAUGGGUAGAGGGGGACCACCUAUGGGUAGAGGGGGUCCACCUAUGGGCAGAGGGGGUCCACCUAUGGGAAGAGGGGGACCACCUAUGGGAAGAGGAGAUCCAGUGGACAGGCACUGGGAAGAACCUGAAUCAGUGGAGUACACAGAGGAAGAUGACCCUUACUGGGGAGAAAGAAGACCUCCAAUGAGAGGAAUGAGACCUCCGUUUCCACCUGGCAGGGGUCGGCCCCCACGUGGUCAUCCUGGUUUCUUGCACCAAGGACGAGGACGCCCUCCUCACCCAGCACAUGGGCCAAUGGAUCGUGAGCCAUUAGGUCAUGGUAUGGACACUGACAAUGCUGAAAUUGAUCCAGCAAGGCACCCCAUGUACCAUGGACAUGACCCUCACAGCCAUCCAUUGCAUCCCGAUGUAGGAAGAGGCAGGCGUCGUGUGCCACCACCACCACCCCACGAAAUGAUGGAUCCUAUGGAGGAGCCACUGUACGAUGAAGGAGUGGAGCGAGAAUUAGGGUGGCAAUCGGCACAUGGCAGAGGCCACCCUAUGCCUCCACAUGAGAUAAUGGAUAGGGGAGGAAUGAGGAGGAGACCUAUGGGUCGAGGAUUAGGAAGAGGUAUGUGGCGGCCAGGUCCAACCCAUGAGGAAUAUGAAGAGGGAUAUAAUGAGGUUUAUGUUGAGGAUUACAGUCAUGGGGAGGAUGAGUAUCGCUGGAGGCCACCACAGGACCGUCCUUCUGAUGACUAUCGGCAUGAGGCUAAGUAUUAUGAGUCGGAAUGGGAUAGAGAGCGUGCUCCUCCUGAGAGGGACUAUCCACCCCGCAUACCUCCCCCAGAGCCCUACAGGGAUAACCGCUGGUUAGAUGAAAGGGAAAGGGGUCAUGCAUAUCCAUAUGAUGAGCAAGACAGGGGAAGAGGAGAACUUCGAAUCCGUGAAUAUAGGGAUGAGCCACAGUACCGACAGGAAGAGCCACCAUACCCACCACCACCUUCAGAAUGGGAUAGGUCUUCUAGACUACCUCCACCACCAGAGAGAGGGUAUCCUCCUGACUAUGAAGAUCACAGACCUCGCUACGAGGACCGCAGAGAAGAGCCUUCAUUGGAUAAACUUCCACCUCCACUCCCUACUGCGCCUGUAUCACAUUUACCAGAGACCUCUGCUGAACCAGCACCACAAGGAACAAGUGGAGCGAAUGUACUUGCUCUCUCCCAGCGUCAGCACGAGAUCAUCUUGAAAGCUGCUCAAGAGCUUAAACUCAUUAGGGAACUGCAGGAAGGGAAGACCCCCGGUCCUGAACCUCAGCCUGCACCAGCUGAUGUCAUGUCUGAGCUUCCUGCUGGUCUUCUUGGUCUGGAGAUCCCACCGGAUGUCAGGAAUGUUUUGAAGGGCAUGUCUGCAGCUGCACAGACAGCUGCAACUGAACCCAUGUCUUGGGAUAAAAAGCCUGCUGCUAUAGAUUACCAGUCAGUCCUCCCUGCUGCACCCACAGCUCCAGUGAUUCCAAAGACUGUGGAUUAUGGGCAUGGACAUGAGCCUGGUGCUACUGUUGAGCGGAUCUCUUAUGGUGAGAGAAUUGUGCUGAGGCCUGACCCAAUGCCAUCAGACAGGGGUUAUGAGAAAGAACCUCUCUGUCCCAGAGAUCCUUAUAGCAGAGACCCCUAUUAUGAAAGACGACCAGACCCUUACAUGGACCGCCGGGAGUACAGUCGAGAAAGGGAUCUAUACAGAGAAAAACCUCCACUUGAAUAUGAUAGAGAAAGAUUUGAGAGGGAGCGCUAUCCCCCAAGAGAAAGAGAUGACAGAUCUCCACUGGCACCUCCUCUACGCUCAGCAUACAGGGAGAGAGAGCGGGAACUUCGAGAUAGGGACCGCAGUGGCAGUCGUGAUCGAGAUGAACAUUAUGGAAGGCCUGGCUAUGACAGACCUCCAUAUGAGCGUGCUGGACUUGACCGCAGUGUGCCUGAGCGUUACGGCCAUAACUCCUCGCCUUAUGUGGACAGAAGAAGUUAUCCAGAGGAUAGAGGGCCUCCCACUGUGCCACCUCUACCACCUCCACCUCAGCCACCCCCACGAGUCGAGAAGAAGCCAGAAAUCAAGAAUAUUGAUGAUAUCCUCAAACCGCCUGGCAGAUUAUCUAGGCCUGAAAGGAUUGUCAUCAUAAUGAGAGGACUUCCAGGAAGUGGAAAAAGCCAUGUUGCAAAGCUCAUACGGGACAAGGAAGUCGAUUGUGGUGGUGCCCCACCGAGAGUUCUCGUUCUGGAUGACUAUUUCAUGACGGAGGUUGAGAAAGUUGAGAAAGACCCAGACACGGGCAAGAGAGUCAAAACCAAGGUUCUUGAGUAUGAGUAUGAGCCAGAGAUGGAGGAUACCUACCGGAGCAGCAUGCUUAAAACGUUUAAGAAAACUCUGGAUGAUGGCUUUUUCCCCUUCAUCAUUUUAGACACUGUUAAUGACAGGGUUAAACAUUUUGAUCAGUUCUGGAGCGCAGCCAAAACUAAAGGCUUUGAGGUGUAUCUGGCUGAAAUCACUGCAGACACCCAGACUUGUGCAAAGAGAAAUGUCCAUGGACGCACGCUUAAGGAUAUAAUGAAGAUGUCCAACAACUGGGAGCCUUCACCACGUCAUAUGGUGCGCUUAGAUGUCCGGUCCCUGCUUCAGGAUGCUGCUAUAGAGGAGGUUGAAAUGGAAGACUUCAAUCCUGAUGAUGAGCCCAAGGAACCCAAGAGAGAAGAGGAAGAAGAGGGUGAUCUGGGCUACAUUCCAAAAAGCAAAUGUGAGAUGGACACGUCUGAGGCUAAACUUGACAAGUUGGAUGGUCUGGGGAGCAGUGGGAAGAGGAAGCGUGAAGGUGAACACACGGCAGGCCUGGAGGAUUACCUUCAGCUGCCAGACGACUAUGCCACACGCAUGUCCGAACCAGGAAAGAAACGGGUUCGAUGGGCUGAUCUCGAGGAGCAGAAGGAUGCCGAUCGAAAGCGCGCUAUCGGCUUUGUGGUGGGUCAAACUGACUGGGAGAGAAUAACGGAUGAGAGCGGUCAGCUGGCACAAAGAGCUCUCAACCGUACCAAGUAUUUCUAAGAAGAUAAUCUUAUCCCCCUUUUUUCCUUCAUUGAAAGGUGUCCAGAAUGUGAAAACACCAAAGCUUAUGCGUGGUGGAACGUGAGACUCAUCAAGGUGUUAAUCACCAAUAGCACCGAUAUCAAACUCUUGGUCAUUCAUUGAUAUGUAUACAGUAUAUAUUUUUUUCUUUAUUUUAAAAGAGACACUGUUCACCAAUUAAUUUGUAGUUUAUGAUUCUGUGCUACUUCAGGUCAUGUUUCCUGUACGCGGUCAUGUUUCUUGCUGUUUUAUACACUUAAUAUUUUAUGUACUGUAUACCUGUAGCACUGUUUUUUGGUCCAUGCAUACUUGAAGAAAGACAAUAAAACUUUCACAAAAUCACCAUCUUGGGGAGUCUUACUGGAGGUUGUCAUCUGCGGUUCGUCAACAAGAAGUCCUGCAAGUGUUUUCUCAUUGGAGGCAGAAAGUGUUUGAAAUGAUCAGAUCAUUUACAGCAAUGGUCCGUUGUAUCACUUGUGUUGUCCUUGUUUUUAUAGGAUGCCUGUAAUCAGGGUUAUCACAGUAAAUGGUUAAGUUAGGAGAAUAAAAGAAAAAGAAUAAAUGGCAUCAUGACAUA